AUGGCCAGCCCCCUGUUGGGGAACAUAGUGGCGGAGGGCAGACGGACGCCGGUGGCGGCUGUGGCCGGGGAGGAGCAGCAGGAGCCCUCCCAGCGCAGCGUCUUCCUCGACCAGAGUCGGCGGCACCGGACGGCGUUCACGCGAGAGCAGCUGUCCCGACUGGAGCAGGAGUACGGCAAGGAGAGCUAUGUGUCCAGACCCCGGCGGUGCGAGCUGGCCACGGCGCUCAAUUUACCAGAGACAACCAUAAAGGUGUGGUUCCAGAACAGGAGGAUGAAGGAUAAACGCCAGAGACACUCCGUGCCUUGGCCUCACCCUCUCGUCGACCCCCUGGGUGCACUCUUGAUGGGCCGUGCGUCUUCUUCCUCCACCUUACCAUACCCCUUCAUCCCGCCCCCACUCCCCCACCUCCCCCUUCACCACUACUCCUCCCUGGCUUUCUCCUUGCCAGCAUCCUCAGCUCACAGUCCCUACAGUGCACCCAUGAGGCCCCUGGAUGCACUCCGCUUCUUCCAGUACCACAACAGGCCUGGGGGGCUGCCUCAGGCGACAGCAACCCUCUACCCCCCCGCCAGCAUCGUGCACCAUCCAUCUUCGUGCCCCUGUCCCCUUUGUCUGCACUCGGGACCAGAACAACUCCUUAAAGCCAGAGGGGAGGCACUGGGACUGAGCCAGCCCCGUGGUCUCAAGGCCAACAUCCAGCCUGCUGGUGUGGAGUGGACAGAAGAGAUGGUGUAAAUCCAGAUGGAAACUACACCAUGAUCUCCAAGAUUGUCAAACUGCUGCAAACAAAUAAGCUGCCACAAGUAGCAGCAUACUCCCUUUGCCUUCAUUCAAUGCUGUCGACAAGGAGGGGCAACUGCUAUACACUAAAGUGUCGUGUGGUCUAAAUACUCUAAAUAAGAGACUCAUAUCAAAAGCACCUCAAAACACUGGAAAUGGAAACACGCAAGUCAAAGGUCUUAUCUAAAACAUCAAAAAUCACAUGGCACUGCAAACUGGCAGCGUAAUGGAGAGCCGUGCCACUAACAAGUUCAGUUUAUCGGCCUGAACACUAACUAUUUUGUCAGUGCUAACACAUCGAACUCAAUUUCAUUUGGUUAACACUGCCAGCCCAAAAAAGAUGCCUUCAAAUUGGCUAUAAAACAAAUGUUUGUCUCACUUUGCUUUUGUUUGUACAAUCACCGUUUGUUCAUCCCAAACAGUUAAUGUAGCAAUUGUAGUAAUGUUAACCUGAUGGCUCAGACUCUUAAUGCGAACUUCCGGUCUUUCUAUUAUAUUCUCCCAGUCUCUCUCUCAUUCUUGGUAAUGUUCCUGAAGAGGGGACCUUGGUUAUAGCUGUGGUUACUCAUUCAAGCUGUCACAUGGAUGCAAUUUCCAUUCAUUUUGAAGUGACCUGUCUGAAUUGGUUUGGAUUCAGUCUGAGCACACCUUGAGAAACCUUAAAGUGAUAGUUCAAGUUACAUGAUGUGAGGUACUUAUCUGUAGUCAGUGUAUUACCUGCAGUAGAUUCAGAUCAGAGCUCUCCCAGUCUAGAGAAGCAGCAGGAGCAUCAGCACAGAAGCUGAAUGAGGAGCUGCUGUGGACGGAGACAUCCGCACAAACCUGUUUUAGUCACUUUAAAAAAAAUAUACCCUGAGAAAAGGUAAUACGCUGAGUAUAGAACAGUACCUCACACAACCCCACGUCAAAUAACCUAAACUAUCACUUUAAGUCCACAGUAUAGGUACUGCAGAAAUGAAUGACAUCAGGUUUGUAUAAAAAGAUGAAAAGCAACAGCGCUCCUGAUGGGCAUUACAUUUUUAAGUCUAAACUAGGGUUCAAUUUAAGAUUACUUAAACAAUUAAUCAGGUAGUUAUGAAUAUUGCUAAUUAAUAUUCUGUCAAUAAUAUAAUCGACUAAUUGUUGCAGCUUUACAUUAAAGCUUUGACUUUUGACCAACAAAAUGUAAUCAGUCCAUCCUUGAGUCCAAGCAAACGUUUGUGCCUGAUUUUAAGAAAUUCCCUCAAACUGUACCUGAGAUAUCAAAUUCAUUAGAAUGGGAUAAACAUUAGGGUCACAGCAACAUUAACCUUUGACCUUUGAUCACCAGAAUCUAAUCAGUUCAUCCUUGAGUCCAAAUGAAAACAUUUGUGUCACAUUUGAAGCAGUUCCCUCAAGGUGUUCCCAAGAUAUCACAUUUACCUGGCCGGCAUAAAAAAGAAUGGACACAGACAAUGCAAAGAGUAGUUUGUAUAAGGAUGUUCGAUGUGACUCAGAUAAUAUAUCUUUCUAUUUUUUAGGGCGUUUAACCAGGAAAAAGCAACACAGGGGUAUAUAUAUAUAUAUAUAUAUAUAUAUAUAUAUAUAUAUAUAUAUAUAUGUUGAAGUGGUCGCAAAAGCACAAUCACACUGAGUGAAGCCUUUAAUGUACAUAUCAGGGUUUGGUUGGAUUUUCAUUGUUUUCUCUGCUGUAACACUACAGACUACUGCUUUUAUUUAUUUCUACAACUGUAAAACUUUAAGUGGCAUUCACUGACACCUUGGGCUAUUUCAGGGUAAAGAGAGUACAGUUCGAAGCUGUUUACAUUUCAUUGAAGAGAACAUAAAGUUCCUGUAUAUCAG
This is a messenger RNA of Seriola aureovittata, 2604 nucleotides long. It is a transcript of the gene eve1, whose product is annotated as even-skipped-like1. Bases 1 to 738 code for a protein of 245 amino acids. Gene Ontology annotation, molecular function: DNA-binding transcription factor activity, RNA polymerase II-specific; RNA polymerase II cis-regulatory region sequence-specific DNA binding. The record is from RefSeq and is a predicted model, not a curated record. The transcript has 3 exons. Gene Ontology annotation, cellular component: nucleus. Gene Ontology annotation, biological process: regulation of transcription by RNA polymerase II. NCBI's taxonomy places the organism in Eukaryota, Metazoa, Chordata, Actinopteri, Carangiformes, Carangidae.